UUGCUUCUGGGGUUUUGAAGGACGCUCUUUUUCUUUUCAGGUUCUUCUUGAAGUAUGUUGACAGAAAUGGAGACGAUGGUUUAUGGAGCUGAGAUUAAGCUAAGCGGAAGCCGCGGGGCCUGGAGCGGAGCAGCUCCCUCCUCAUGCCCUGAUGUGGACCUGGAAGUCAUAGAAGAGUAUCUCCAGGAGAAUUUGCUUGAGAUCCAGCCUGCUCACACAUCGACAUCAUCUAUAACUGCCGUGGGGCAGCAAGCGCACACACACCAGGACUCUAGGAUUAUAGAGAACAGCUGGUCAGGCCAGCAUGCGUAUGAGUGGCACUGCGGUUCUCACGCUCCCAUCGAGGAAUUCAAAAGACUCACACCACAUCCAGCCUGGUCUAGUCCUCAUAACAACCAGUGGGAACGUAUUGCAUACUCUUACGAGGCUCCUGCAUACAUUGACUCAGACUCACAAUCAAGUAGCUCCCAGUAUCAAGAUUACCAGGAUUCCCCUUCACCACCGUCUGACAGCAGGGACAGAAAAAGCAGAAAUUCCUUACCUCUGCCACUGUCAGGAAAGAGGAAGGAGCGCCUGUUCCAGUUCCUGUUUGAGAUGCUUCAGACGCCCUCCAUGAGGAGCUGCAUCUGGUGGGUCCAGUCCUCCUCUGGAACCUUUCAGUUUUCCUCCCAAAACAAGGAAAGCCUAGCACAGCUCUGGGGUCGAAGAAAAGGAAACCGCAAGACCAUGACCUACCAGAAGAUGGCACGAGCACUGAGGAACUACUCCCGCACAGGAGAAAUUCACAAAGUGAAAAGGAAGCUCACCUAUCGAUUCGAUGAGAAGACACUGAGAGGUCUACAAGGAAAUUCUAAUGCACUGUAGACAACAAGUAGGGAUGUCAGAAGUAGAAUGAGUUAGAAAUGUCUUUCUUUCUAUCACUGCCUAUUCCUUAUUUAAGGAAUAUUUGGAGGAAUGAAUACUGAGUAUUUAGAAAAAUAUGAAGUAAAGAAAAAAAAAACAUCCGUCAGAGCUUUUUGCUGAUGCAGAACUCUACUGGACCAGAAGACUCAUAUGAUGGAAAUAGUAUAAAGAGAAAUCAAUGAAUCUAAAAGAUUAUAUCGUGAAAUCUACUUCAUAAGUAGAACUUGAACCUUUGACAAAAAAAUAAAAGCUGUUUUCUAUUUUUUGUAAAUAGAUUAUUUGUGUUAGACUUCUAGAAAACCCUAACCUGUAAAAAUGUAUUUUUUCCCUAAGUUUUCUUUUUAAGAUAAAACAAAUUUUAAAUUAUUUUCAGAAAACCUUGUCUGUAGCUAGCCUUUCUUUCUGCCUGUCUGCAAGAACGAGGAACCAUUAUGAUCUUGGUUUGGUUCAUGCACAAAACAUAGGUGUACACAGAUGUGCUGCCUUCAAAUUGCAUGUAAAAAAAAUAAAAAUAAAAAAGACACCACAAAUAGACAUGGUAAUGAAGUAUUCAAAAUAAGCUCUUCACAACAAGAGCCCUCAUUCAUAAAACAUGUUCAGAUGCUGAGUAUAAGCCUAUUUUUAUGACUUAAAUGGUCAAACUUCAGUUACAGUAGUCAUUCCCUUAGUUACAUAACAGGCAGCUAAAGGCUAAAAAGUACAGCAACAGGCUCUGCGGCUCAGCGCACUGUUACAUCUGUUAUUUUAAGUUACAUUGCAGCUGAACUGUUUCUGGUUUAAAAAGUAAAAUCU
Messenger RNA from Oryzias latipes (Japanese medaka), 1695 nucleotides. RefSeq lists its product as uncharacterized. Lineage: Eukaryota; Metazoa; Chordata; Actinopteri; Beloniformes; Adrianichthyidae. Gene Ontology annotation, biological process: regulation of transcription by RNA polymerase II; cell differentiation. Gene Ontology annotation, molecular function: sequence-specific DNA binding; DNA-binding transcription factor activity, RNA polymerase II-specific. Gene Ontology annotation, cellular component: nucleus. The record is from RefSeq and is a predicted model, not a curated record.